Lynx canadensis (Canada lynx) is the source of this 402-nucleotide messenger RNA. RefSeq names its product lymphocyte antigen 6G6e-like. Lineage: Eukaryota; Metazoa; Chordata; Mammalia; Carnivora; Felidae. The record is from RefSeq and is a predicted model, not a curated record. Bases 1 to 402 code for a protein of 133 amino acids. The transcript is spliced from 3 exons. Gene Ontology annotation, cellular component: plasma membrane. Gene Ontology annotation, molecular function: acetylcholine receptor binding; acetylcholine receptor activator activity; transmembrane receptor protein serine/threonine kinase activity. Gene Ontology annotation, biological process: acetylcholine receptor signaling pathway; desensitization of G protein-coupled receptor signaling pathway.
AUGCGCUCCUCCAGCAUCUGUCUGUGCCUCCUGUUCCUCUGUGGGGCACUGGGUCUCACCACGUCCCCCACCCGGGGACGGCUCCGCUGUUACACCUGCAGCUUCAGCAAACCCUGCUAUCCUGUUCUCACCGAGUGUCAGGAUGACGAAGUUUGUGGCAUCAGUAUCGGCACCUCAGAGCAGAGUGAGAUCAUCGAGCGGAAAGGCUGCCUCCCAAGGGCCCAGUGCCCUCUGCAGGGCCAUGCCACCUACUGGUCACGCUCCUAUGCUCUGCGGCACCACUGCUGUGAGCAGAACCUGUGCAACACAGCCACCAUGCUGCAGCGGCUCCCCAGCCCCCUCCUCAUCACCCUGCUCCUCCUCGUGGCCAGCUUCAUGUGGGGAGCCCACCUACUUCACUAG